CAGUGCACUCACCGGUGUGUGUCACCAUCGUAUACCUUCGAGGCAAUUGGCAAAUGCUCAGCCCUAUGCAUAAUCGGCUUUUCAAUGCCCUACCUUUUGGAGUACCGAACAAACGCCCAGUAAUUUGGAAUUAUACUGUCGUCACUUUGGUGCUUCUCGAGAUGUUCUCUAUGGAGACAGGACCGGAAUAUAAAUAGCGAGGCGUGGCGUCGAUGUGUUGGUUGAAUCUACCCCUGAUGUUCAUGUGGCAAGUGUGAAGACAAACACAUUUGACUCUCACUGUUGUUUGCGCUCGUUCGGCGAUUGUUCUGCGAAGGUCUUACCUCAUUCUACAGCUGGAGUCACCUUUCUCUCUAUCUCUCUCUAUUCAGGCCUUAAACGACGCCACUGAAACCAGAAUUCACUGGCAAUCAUGGCCUCGCGACUUGAUCAUCCGAUCCCAAUGGGAUACAUCCUGGAUGAGCAGUAUGAGCAAGAGUCUUCGUUCUCGGACUCAGAUGGCCACUGGUCCGAGAACGACGCGUUCUCAAGCGAGAACUUCUGGAGAUCGAUUCCUUGGCCUAUCGAUCGAUCAGGAGCAUCUCUGUUCGAGACCUAUAACCAGCAAUAUGAGGCCGGACCUCAUAAUGGCGUGUUCGACAAUGUUGGACUCGCAUCCUCCGUGCCCGUGCCUUAUGGUAUCAAUUUUCAAGAUCCUGUUGGCUUUCAGACGUACCAUCUUCAAGACGGCAGCCAAAAUUCACGGCUUCAUACACCAUCGAUCGACUUUUCCGCACUUCCUACCAAUGGUCAUACAUCGAGUCUUCAACCUCACGAUAUGCGGAGUGAUCAUGGCGCAUACAACACCACACCUUACCAGCUAAUGCCAAGGCAUCCGGUGGCUCAGACAACCCAAUCCAAUCAACAGCCGUUCAACGUACUACUGUGGCAAUCGCAGCUCAACACAUUCAACAGCUCCGUCAAAACUGCGCAACCACGAUACAACAUCCAACGAGCCAACAGCACUGCCGGUCUCCAUGCUCUCCAACCAAAGCCACCACAAAGCUCGCCUCCCCAGAUCCCUUCACCAUCUCCAGCCUCUCACCCCAGACGUCCCCGGCGCCAUUCCCACUCUCCGACAACGUCAGGGUCAUCAUCCUCGUCUACCACCGCUCAAUGCCAAUACUGCAGCGUCAUCUGUCGACGCGAAAGUGAUCUCCGCCGCCACGUUGACGAAGUCCAUUUACGGAAAAGAUUCUAUUGUAGCUUUAUAGGAUGCGGAGCUAGCUAUCCUCGGGAAACAAAGAUGAGGGCGCAUUUACGAGCAAAACAUCCUGGGCAGAGCUAUGUUCGAGGGAUGGGGGGCGGUUUCGAAGUUGCUCUUGGGAAUUGAAAGAUGCCAAAGGCAGAAUGUAAAUUUAAGGUC
Messenger RNA from Dissoconium aciculare CBS 342.82, 1405 nucleotides. RefSeq lists its product as uncharacterized. Lineage: Eukaryota; Fungi; Ascomycota; Dothideomycetes; Mycosphaerellales; Dissoconiaceae. The transcript is spliced from 2 exons. The record is from RefSeq and is a predicted model, not a curated record. The coding region runs from base 413 to 1372 and encodes 319 amino acids.